Messenger RNA from Pan troglodytes (chimpanzee), 12516 nucleotides. It is a transcript of the gene ZC3H12B, whose product is annotated as zinc finger CCCH-type containing 12B. Bases 5341 to 7851 code for a protein of 836 amino acids. The transcript is spliced from 10 exons. Gene Ontology annotation, cellular component: cytoplasmic ribonucleoprotein granule; nucleus. The record is from RefSeq and is a predicted model, not a curated record. Lineage: Eukaryota; Metazoa; Chordata; Mammalia; Primates; Hominidae. Gene Ontology annotation, molecular function: mRNA binding; RNA endonuclease activity; metal ion binding.
AAAUGCUGAGCGAUUUUGUCACUACCAGGCCUGCCUUACAAGAUAUCCUCAAGGUAGCACUAAACAUGGAAAGGAACAGCCAGUACCAGCCACUCCAGAAACAUACCAAAUUGUGAAAAACAUUGACACUAUGAAGAAACUGCAUCAACCAAUGGGCAAAAUAACCAGCUAGCAUCAUAAUGACAGGAUAAAAUUCAAACAUAACAAUAUUAACCUUAAAUGUAAAUGAGAUAAAUGCCCCAAUUAAAAGACACAGGCUGCCAAAUAGGAUAAAGAGUCAAGACCCAUCAGUGUCCUGUAUUCAGGAGACCCAUCGACAUGCAAAGACACACAUAGGCUCAAAAUAAAGGGAUGGAGGAAUAUUUACCAAGCAAAUGGCAAGCAAAAAAAAAAGCUGGAGUUGAAACCCUAAUCUCUGAUAAAACAGACUUUAAACCAACAAAGAUCAAAAGAGGAAAAAGAAGAGCAUUAUAUAAUGGUAAAGGGAUCAAUGCAACGAGAAGAGCUAACUACCCUAAAUAUAUAUGCACCCAAUACAGGAGCAUCAAGAUUCAUAAAGCUAGUUCUUAGAGACCUACAAAGAGACUUAGACUACCACACCAUAAUAGUGGGAGACUUUAACACCCCACUGUCAAUAUUAGACAGAUCAAUGAGACAGAAAAUUGACAAGGAUAUUCAGGACUUGAACUCAGCUCUGGACCAAGUGGACCUAAUAUACAUCUACAGAACUCUCCACCCCAAAUCAACAGAAUAUACAAUCUUCUCAGUACCACAUCACACUUAUUCUAUAAUUGACCACGUAAUUGAAAGUAAAACGCUCCUCAGCAAAUGCAAAAGAAUGGAAAUCAUAACAGUCUCUCAGACCACAGUGCAAUCAAACUAGAACUCAGGAUCAAGAAACUCACUCAUAACCACACAACUACAUGGAAACUGAACAACCUGCUGCUAAAUGACUCCUGGGUAAAUAACAAAAUGAAGGCAGAAAUAAAGAUGUUCUUUGAAACCAAUGAGAACGAAGACACAAUGUACCAGAAUCUCUCAGACACAUUUAAAGCACUGUGUAGAGGGAAGUUUAUAGCACUAAAUGCCCACAAGAGAAAGCAGAGAAGAUGUAAAUUUGACACGCUAACAUCAAAAUUUAAAGAACCAAAGAAGCAACAGCAAACAAAUUCAAAACGUAGCAGAAGACAAGAAAUAACUAAGACCAGAGCAGAACUGAAGGAGAUAGAGGCACUAAAAACCCUUCAAAAAAUCAAUGAAUCCAGGAGCUGUUUUUUGAAAAGAUCAACAAAAUAGAUAGCCAGACUAAUAAAAAAGAAAAGAGAGAAUAAUCAAAUAGAUCAAAUAAAAAAAUUAUAGGGUAUAUCACCACUGAUCCCACAGAAAUACAAACUACUAUCAAAGAAUACUAUAAACACCUCUAUGCAAAUGAACUAGAAAAUCUAGAAGAAAUGGAUAAAUUCCUAGACACACACCCUCCCAAGUCUAAACCAAGAAGAAGUUGAAUUCCUGAAUAAACCAAUAACAAGUUCUAAAAUUGAGGCAUUAAUUCAUAGCCUAACAACCAAAAAAAAAGUCCAGGAACAACAUAUGGAUUCACAAUGAAAUUCUACCAGAGUGACAAAGAGGAUCUGGUACCAUUCCUUCUGAAACUAUUCCAAACAAUAGAAAAAGAGGGAAUCCUCCCUAACUCAUUUUAUGAAGCCAGCAUCAUCCUGAUACCAAAACCUGGCAGAGACACAACAAAAAAAGAAAAUUUCAGGCCAAUAUCCCUGAUGAACCUCAAGGUGAAAAUCCUCAAUACAAUACUGGCAAACCGAAUCCAGCAGCAUAUCACAAAGCUUAUCCAACGCCAUCAAGUCAGCUUCAUCCCUGGGAUGCAAGGCUGGUUCAACAUACACAAAUCAAUAAAUGUAAACCAUCACAUAAACAGAAGCAAUCACAAAAACCUCAUGAUUAUCUCAAUACUCAAAAUUCAACACCCCCCAUGGUAAAAACUCUCAAUAAAGUGGGUAUUAAUUGAAUGUAUCUCAAAAUAAUAAGAACUAUUGAUGACAAACCCACAGCUAAUGGGCAAAAACUGGAAGCAUUCUCUUAGAAAAUCAGCAAAAGACAAGGAUGCUCUUUCUCACACCUCCUAUUCAACACAGUAUUUGCAGGUCUGGCCAGGGCAAUCAGGCAAGAGAAAGAAAAAAAUUGUAUUGAAAUAGGAAGAGAGGAAGUCAAAUUGUCUCUGUUUGCAGAUGACAUAAUUUUAUAUUGAGAAAACUGCAUCGUCUCAGCCCCAAAUCUCCUUAAGCUGAUAAGCAACUUCAGCAAAGUCUCAGGAUACAAAAUCAAUAUGCAAAAAUUACAAGCAUUUCUAUACACCAAUAACAGACAGCCAAAUCGUGAGUGAACUCCCGUUCACAUUUGCUACUAAGAAUAUAAAAUACAUAGGAAUACAACUUACAAGGGAUGUGAAGGACCUCUUAAAGGAUAACUAUAAACCACUGCUCAAGCAUAUAAGAGGGAACACAAACAAAUGGAAAAACAUUCCAUGCUCAAGGAUAGAAAGAAUCAAUAUCAUGAAAAUGGCCAUACUGCCUAAAGUAAUUUAUAGAUUCAAUGCUAUCCCCAUCAAGCUACCACUGACUUUCUUCACAGAAUUGGGAAAAAAAACUACUUUAAACUUUAAAUGGAAUCAAAAAAGUGCAUGCAUAAACAAGACAAUCCUGGGCAAGAAGAAAAAAGCUGGAGGCAUCAUGCUACCUGACUUCAAACUAUACUACAAAGCUACUGUAACCAAAUAGCAUGGUACUGGUACCAAAACAGAUAUAUAGACAAAUGGAACAGAACAGAGGCCUCAGAAAUAACACCACACAUCUACAACCAUCUGAUCUUUGACAAACCUGACAAAAACAAGCAAUAGGGAAAUCUUUCCCUAUUUAAUAAAAGGUGUUGGGAAAACUGGCUAGCCAUAUGCAGAAAACUGAAACUGGACCCCUUCCUUACACCUUAGACAAAGAUGAACUCAAGAUGGAACAAUGACUUAAAAGACCUAGGACUGUAAAAUCCUAGAAGAAAGCCUGGGCAAUACCAUUCAGGACAUAGGCAUGGGCAAAGACUUCAUGUCUAAAACACCAAAAGCAAUGGCAACAAAAGCCAGAAUUUACAAAUGGGAUCUAAUUAAACUAAAGAGCUUCUGCACAGCAAAAGAAACUAUCAUCAGAGUGAACAGGCAGCCUGCACAAUGGGAGAAAAAAAUUGCAAUCUAUCCAUCUGACAAAGGGCUAAUAUCCAGAAUCUACAAAGGACUUAAAUAAAUUUACAAGAAAAAACAAACAACCCCAUCAAAAAGUGGGUGAAGGAUAUGAACAGAUACUUCUCAAAAGAAGACAUUUAUGCAGCUAACAGACAUAUGAAAAAAUGCUCAUCAUCACUGGUCGUUAGAGAAAUGCAAAUCAAAACCACAAUGAGAUAGCAUCUCACGUGAGUUGGAAUGGCAGUCAUUAAAAAGUUGGGAAACAACAGAUGCUGGAGAGGAUGUGGAGAAAUAGGAACACUUUUACACUGUCAGUGGGAAUUUAAAUUAGAUCAACCAUUGUAGAAGACAGUGUGGUGAUUCCUCAAGAAUCUAGAACCAGAAAUAACAUUUGACCCAGCAGUCUCAUUACUGGGUAUAUACCCAAAUGAUUAUAAAUUAUUCUACUAUAAAGACACAUGCACAAUUAUGUUUAUUGUGGCACUAUUCACAAUAGCAAAGACUUGGAACCAACCCAAAUGUCCAUCAAUAAUAGACUGGAUAAAGAAAAUGUGGCACAUAUACACCAUGGAAUACUAUGCAGCCAUAAAAAAAUGAUGAGUUCAUGUUUUUGCAGGGACAUGGAUGAUGCUGGAAACCAUCAUUCUCAGCAAACUAUCACAAGAUCAGAAAACCAAACACUGCAUGUUCUCAUUCAUAAGUGGGAGUUGAGCAAUGAGAGCACAUGGACACAGGGAUGGGAACAUCACACACCAGGGCCUGUCCCAGGGGUGGGAGGCUAGGGGAAGGAUAACACUGGAGAAAUACCUAAUGUAGGUGACGUGUUGAUUAGUGCAGCAAACCACCAUGGCAUGUGUAUACCUAUGUAACAAAACUGCACAUUCUGCACACGUAUCCCAGAACUUAAAGUAUAAUUUAAAAAAAAAAAGAAAAAGAAAAAGAAAAUAAGGGAAGUGAUAGCCCACGGGUAUAGGUUUCUUUUCGGGGGUGAUAAAAUCUUUUUGGAAUUAAAUAGUGAUAAUAGUUUUACAAUUCUCUAUAUACUAAAACUCACUAAGCUUUAUACAUGCAUAUGUUUUUACUGUGCUUCACUUCCUUAUGUUUCCCAGAUGCUACCUUUUUUACAAAUUGAAGGUUUGUAACAAUCCUGUGUUGAGCAAGUCUAUUGGCACCAUUUUUCCAACAAUGUAUGCUCACUUCAUGUCUCUGCGUCACAUUUUGGUUAUUCUCACAGUAUUUGAAACUUUUUCACUAUCAUUGUAUCUGUUAUGGUGAUCUGCGAUAAGAGAUCUUUGUUUUUGUUUUUGUUUUCUGGGAUAGGGUCUCGCUCUGUUACACAGGCUGGAAUGCAGCGGCACGAUCAUGGCUCACUGCAGCCUUGACCUCCUAGGCUCAAGUGAUCCUCCCACCUCAGCCUGCCAAGUAGCUGGGACUACAGGAAAUAGACUAAAUAGCCAAGUUGCAAGAUACCACUGCUUCUUAUAAGAAUGAUGGGUUUCCCAGGUGAUACUUGAAAGAAGAGAUAACGACCACCUAUCUCCUUCAUCCUGGUUACACAGGAAGGCUAUGGACUCCUUUUGGCAUUUCUGCCUCAGCAACAGAGGAUAAAAGUCAUGUUGUGAUGGAUAAGUCACAAAAGUAAAAAAUACAGACGUGGACUACAGGCCUCCAAAGAAGAAUUGAGCAUGCUGAGGAUCGAUGCCAGACAUUGGACAUUUUUGAGGUGUUAAGAGAUGUGCAUGCUUCCAACAUUGUGAAGAUGUGUGUGCUUUCCAGUCACCUUCCACCAUGACUGUAAGUUUUCUGAGGCUGCCCAGUCAUGCUUCCUGUUAAGCCUGCAGAACUAGCAGAAAGAGUGUUUUCCUAUUGCCACCACAGCUAAGAAUGUGCUGGGUCACACCUGAAGCCAUCCCAGUACCAGGUUUCACCCAAGGCCCAUGGGACUGGUAACAUCUGAACAUACCAAACCACACAGUCAAACUCUUGCACCAUCGCUACCACGACAUUUUACUACAAAAGAAUGCCACUGCAUGUGGAUUCCAAGCAGGCUAAAAAGAAAAAGAACUGAUUAGACCUCAGACGACCCACUAAACGGGAUGACGGCCACAGCUGAGGUAGAGACACCAAAAAUGGAGAAGAGUGCCUCCAAGGAAGAGAAGCAGCAGCCUAAGCAGGACAGCACAGAGCAGGGCAAUGCUGAUUCUGAAGAGUGGAUGAGCUCUGAGAGUGAUCCUGAACAGAUAAGCCUUAAGAGUAGCGACAACAGCAAGAGCUGCCAACCUAGGGAUGGUCAGUUGAAGAAAAAGGAGAUGCACUCCAAGCCACACCGCCAGCUCUGUCGAUCACCCUGCCUAGAUCGUCCAAGUUUCUCCCAGAGCAGCAUUUUACAGGAUGGUAAACUUGACUUGGAGAAGGAAUACCAAGCUAAGAUGGAGUUUGCGCUAAAGCUGGGCUAUGCAGAGGAACAGAUUCAAUCAGUGCUAAACAAGCUGGGCCCAGAAUCACUUAUUAAUGAUGUAUUGGCAGAGCUUGUCAGACUUGGGAACAAAGGUGAUUCAGAAGGGCAGAUCAACUUGAGUCUGUUAGUGCCUCGUGGGCCCAGCUCCAGAGAGAUUGCAAGCCCUGAAUUGUCUCUUGAAGAUGAAAUAGAUAACAGUGACAAUUUGAGGCCAGUUGUCAUUGAUGGAAGUAAUGUGGCAAUGAGCCAUGGGAAUAAAGAAGAAUUCUCCUGCAGAGGAAUACAACUUGCUGUGGAUUGGUUUCUAGAUAAAGGCCAUAAAGAUAUUACUGUAUUUGUGCCUGCAUGGAGAAAGGAGCAAUCCCGCCCUGAUGCACCAAUUACAGAUCAAGAUAUUCUACGAAAACUGGAGAAGGAAAAGAUUCUUGUCUUCACACCAUCCCGAAGAGUCCAAGGCAGGAGGGUUGUCUGCUAUGAUGACCGGUUCAUAGUCAAACUGGCUUUUGAUUCUGAUGGCAUCAUUGUGUCCAAUGAUAACUACCGAGACCUUCAAGUUGAAAAGCCAGAAUGGAAGAAGUUUAUAGAGGAGCGGUUGCUGAUGUAUUCUUUUGUGAAUGACAAAUUUAUGCCUCCAGAUGAUCCAUUAGGACGCCACGGCCCAAGCCUUGAAAAUUUCUUAAGAAAGAGACCCAUUGUUCCUGAGCAUAAGAAGCAACCAUGUCCUUAUGGCAAAAAAUGCACCUACGGCCACAAGUGCAAAUACUACCAUCCGGAGCGGGCCAACCAACCCCAGCGUUCGGUGGCUGAUGAGCUCCGCAUCAGUGCCAAACUGUCCACAGUGAAAACUAUGAGUGAAGGCACCCUGGCCAAGUGUGGCACAGGGAUGUCUAGUGCCAAAGGUGAGAUAACCUCAGAGGUCAAACGUGUGGCCCCCAAGCGCCAAUCAGAUCCCAGCAUCCGGUCUGUGGCUGUGGAGCCUGAGGAAUGGCUGUCCAUUGCCCGUAAGCCUGAGGCUAGUUCUGUCCCCUCGCUUGUGACUGCCCUAAGUGUUCCCACAAUCCCACCCCCCAAAAGCCAUGCAGUGGGUGCACUCAACACCCGUUCGGCCAGCAGCCCAGUGCCAGGAUCCUCCCAUUUCCCCCACCAGAAGGCCUCUUUGGAGCAUAUGGCCAGCAUGCAGUAUCCUCCCAUCUUGGUUACCAACAGCCAUGGGACCCCUAUUAGCUAUGCUGAGCAAUACCCAAAGUUUGAAUCCAUGGGGGACCAUGGCUACUAUUCAAUGUUAGGUGACUUCUCCAAACUGAACAUCAACAGCAUGCAUAACCGAGAGUAUUACAUGGCUGAAGUAGACCGGGGGGUGUAUGCCCGGAAUCCUAACCUCUGUUCUGACAGCCGUGUGAGCCAUACCAGGAAUGACAACUAUUCCUCUUACAACAACGUGUAUUUGGCUGUAGCUGAUACCCAUCCUGAAGGCAAUUUGAAGCUGCACCGCUCAGCAUCCCAGAACCGACUUCAGCCUUUUCCUCAUGGUUACCAUGAAGCCUUAACACGAGUGCAGAGCUAUGGCCCAGAGGAUUCUAAGCAAGGCCCCCACAAACAGUCAGUCCCCCACUUAGCUCUGCAUGCCCAGCACCCAUCAACUGGAACACGUUCCAGCUGUCCUGCAGACUACCCCAUGCCUCCCAAUAUCCAUCCUGGGGCAACCCCCCAGCCAGGCCGUGCCCUGGUGAUGACUCGGAUGGAUAGCAUUUCCGACUCCCGCCUCUAUGAGAGCAACCCCGUGAGGCAAAGACGACCUCCCCUGUGCCGGGAACAGCAUGCCAGCUGGGACCCGCUGCCCUGUGCAACUGACUCCUAUGGCUACCACUCCUAUCCCUUGAGUAACAGCCUCAUGCAACCAUGUUAUGAGCCAGUCAUGGUACGGAGCGUGCCUGAAAAGAUGGAGCAGCUUUGGAGGAAUCCUUGGGUUGGAAUGUGCAAUGAUUCCAGGGAGCAUAUGAUCCCAGAGCACCAGUAUCAGACCUACAAGAACCUCUGCAAUAUUUUCCCUUCUAACAUCGUCCUUGCAGUGAUGGAGAAGAAUCCCCACACAGCAGAUGCCCAGCAACUGGCAGCCUUGAUUGUUGCUAAGCUUAGGGCUGCGCGUUGAUGACAUAGUACUUAUUUCUUUAUACAAAUAUGAAUAUUAAUACUAAUAAUACACUAAUACAAUAAUUAUAGUAACUAAUAAUUUGUGUUGCGCUUUACAAGUUAGAGUGUUUAUAUCAUUUAAGCGCUUAACAACCCUGUGAGGUACGUCUUACUAACAUCCUCUUUUAUAGAGAAGGAAGGUGAAGGUCAGUGAAAUUAAGUGGCUAGCCAGGGUCACACUGCUAGCAAAUGACUAAGUCAAGACACACACCCAAGUCCUCUAAAUCCAAGUCCCAUGCCCCUUUGCACUGCACCAUGCAGGUAAUGGAGGACAAAACCCAGGGGGAGAGGUCUAGAUGUAAGAAAUCCCAGAGGAUUCCAUUACCAGAGUUUUCCUUUUUCUCUUUUCGUUUCUUUUUUUUUUUUUUUUUUUGAGACAGAGUCUCACUCUGUUACACAGGCUGGAGUGCAGUGGCACUAUCUCUGCUCACUGCAACCUCCACCUCCUGGGUUCAAGUGAUUCUAUGGCCUCAGCCUCCCAGGUAGCUGGGAUUACAGGCGUGCACCACCAUGCCCGGCUAAUUUUUGUAUUUUUAGUAGAGACGUGGUUUCACUGUGUUGGCCAGGCUGGUCUCAAACUCCUGGCCUCAAGUGAUCCGCCCACCUUGGCCUCCUAAAGUGCUGGGAUUACAGGUGUGAGCCACUGCGCCCAGCCUACCAGAGUUUUCGUAGUCACAUAUUCUAUAUAACAAAGUAUGGAUGAUAUAUCCAAUUUAGAGAGCAAAAGCAUCAGGAUCAGAUCAUAUGUUGAAUUAACCUUUUAGGUUUUUUCUAAUAGAAAUAUUUAAAGCUAUUUAAAAGUAAAUGCAUACUUUAUUGCAUGGAUAUCUGAUCACUCAAUCUUUAUUAACGAAACUAUAGGGUCACAUUGAAGCUUCUAGAACUAUAUUUUAAAGCUAUUAUUAGCAAUUAUAUUGCAUGUAUGAAUAUAUAUAUUUGGUUUGAGAUGUGUGUGUAUCUCUGUAUAACAUUUUAUAUAGUGAUAAUGAGAGGGUAGGCUCUACACAGUCCUUCGUCUAUAGCUGUAUAGGUCACUAAUCUGACUUGAUGAUUUUAAGUCACAUUUCAUAGUUUUAACUAGUUAUGAGAGAGAAAUUAUAUGGCAAUAUUUGAACAUUGCUUUCUUAGGCACCAGAGCAAAGCAACUCUGUUUCCUUUGCACAUUUUACCUGCCAACAUUUAUUAACAGUUCUUACCUUCCAAGUCUCUUCACCUUAGCAAAUUAGGGAUCAGGUUGCAGUCUUCUGCAGAGAAACUGAUGGUUAAGCUCAAGUUCCAAGCAUAGUAUGUGUGUGCUACACAAGCUCAGAAGAGUUUGACAAGGACCAGGGGACUUACUACCACAAUCCACUUCCCUUAUCCCAGGAGAGAUGGCCAAACCCAUGUGGCAUUAAAUGGUGAAUAAAAAAGCUUCACUCAAGGAGGGACUAUUGGAUGCUCUUUGGACUUCUGACCUAUGCAGUAUUCAACAUCAUUGGAUGAAAUGUAAUGGAGGACAGUGCACAGCCAUGUAUCCACUUUCUCUUCCUGUCCACCCUUUGGGUAAUAAGGUCAAUCAUUGGUGGAACAGAAUUUCUCUAGGAAACAAAACCAGGGGAUUUUAUUUGUGGAAAAAGGAAGUUUCCAAAAGGGGAUACUGCAUCUUUACUAAUAGCUGGCUCAGUUACGCACUUUAAAUCCAUGCAAAGAGUGCACUUGCUGUUAAAUAAUUGUUAGAUGAGUUAUUAGAAGGCAGGACUUUUGGUUUGGGCGACACCAUUUGCGCAACUUGUAUCUUGCUCAGGGUGGAAAACUUCAUAGCUAAAUGCCUCUAGAAGAGGUGUUUAUUGUUUUUUUUAAGCUGCACUAAAUAAAUUCCCUUUUUGAAUCCAUUGUAUAUUUCAAUAUUUCGAACCAUGAUCAGCUCACUAUUUCCUGAGCUGGAACUUGCUAACUUCUAUGAUCGUUUUUUCAUGAAAGUUGAGAAGGCCGGGCCUUGGCCUUUUGUUUCUUCAUGAGAAGGUGUGACACUGCCUAUAAAUGUUUCUUACUGUGAAACACUCUGAAUGUGAGGCUGUAGUCAGGGUUGUUUCUGGUGGUUUGACAAUGGCUUGCAUGCUGCUUUCUGGCUUUCUGUCUCUGUCCAAGUUGAUCAAUACUGCAUCUUAACCAAUGUUUCACUUGAGUUAACCACAGCUUUACAUUCUAUCUCCUAUCCUCUGAUCUUCGUAUACCCCAGCAUAUUGAAAAAGAGUAAAAGUAUUUUCUAUCAGGUAGAUCCACAGAGUGACAGUUGCCACUGCAGUGCUUGCUAUUUCACACAAACACCAUUUCAUACCUUCAACUUCUUGGACUUUCUAAAUCGGACUCGUGUCUAAAUCAGGGUAUUUGACAAUCUCAGAUGACGCUACUGCCUAUGUGCCAGUUAGUUCAUCUUCCUACCAAGAUCAUGAAUGGCACCACACUAUCCACUAGCUGUACAAUUUACAGAGAAGCACAAGAUUCAUCUUGUCACCUACAAUUCGUCUUGAACAUGUUCAUAUUUAGUACUCAGAAACUGUGUAAGCUCCUCCCAAUACAGAAAAUAUUUUUUAAGGCAGCAUAUGUAUUUCUGAUUUACUAAAAACGAUUGUCAUUCUCCUCUCAUUCUUCUUUUUGGUAUGAACCAAAAGCGGCUAGGAGCAAUGCCUCAAAUAACCAGAAAUGACCUUUUGUUGAUACAAAUUGUAUCUCUUUUUUUCCUGAUUGUAUAGAAACAAAUGUACAAAACUCAUCUUAAGCUAGGUUUGGCACUGAAUUUUCACCAUGAGGUUUGUGGCACUGUGUGUCACAGGGAAGUAGCUCAGGGGUUGUGAGGGAGCUUUUAUUUCUAAAGGGCAGUAGUAAUUUAUAGACAAAAACAAUUUUUCAAGGCCUCUUUAUUACCACUGCACAGCUAUCGUGUAAAAUUUCAAGCAUUAUAUUGCAUAAGUUCUCUUUAGCCUAUUAAAUUUAAUAUGUCCUUGCAAAAGGGAUUUUGUGUAAAAAGUGUCAGUGUUAGUGACUCAUCUGCAAGAAUCUACAAAUGGAGCUAUACAACUAUGAAUACAUAAAUACAGCAUGGUUCCUAGUUAUUAGAGAAACAUUUUCUUUAUAUUGAGGUCUACGCACUUCUUGACUUUCCAUUUUGUCUGUAAUUAUAAAACAGCAAAUAACAAAGAAGCAUUGGGACCCCCUCGGCUGCCUUGAUAAUAAAAUCAAGCUUCCUUCAUGGGACUAAGCAUGUGUCCUUCAGGAUACUUACCUCUAAGCACUCAGCAGGGGUUACUACAAAGCGUUUUGUGUGGUUUUCAAAAAACAGUAUAUUUUGCAAGAGGUGCUUUGUAAUUUUAAUUAUUUCACUGAUUUUCUGACCUCAUAGGAAGUCUGUGCCUGUUGAGGCCUUCAAUUUUGUAGCUUUUCUGAUUUUUUUUCUUCUUUUUGUGAUUUUGUUGUUGUUUUCAUUUUGAUCUAAAGGAGAAGUGUGACCCCGGAGUGGCAUGGUCAAUCCAGGGCACCCUUUCUGUAAGACAACUCAAAGGAAAAGAAGCCUUUUCAAAGGUAAUAUCGAGCCAUUGCACUCUCUCUUAAGGUGCCAGGUAUGGGAGAAUGACAGAUGCCUUAUGGAAAUGGUCUACAAAACUUUUCUUCUUCUAAGUAAUAAAACACAUAGCAUGAUUCUCUCUCCCUCUCUCUCUCUCUCUCUCUCUGCCCACCCCCUGCUAGUUUCCAGGAGAAUACUUCUCUAAAAUUCAUUUUUUUCUAUUUUGGAAUAAAUUAUCUUUAUACAGUAAUUCAAACACUGAUUUCCAUUAACCUUUGGCCCUGAGUUUUCUUCUAACAUAGAAGAGUUCAUUUUGAGAGGCACUCAGUUACCAUUCAAUCUGUGCUGUAAGUAUGGGACUUUGUACAAAUGCCCUUUUUGAGGGCCAAAAAUUUCAAUACACUUUGUUCUACUUUGUGAACCAGGUCUGGAUCUGCACAGAGAAAGUAAUGCUGAGCUGUCCAAAGAGUCCGCUCAGGUCUCCCUCCUAACCCUCCUCUGCCUUCCCCUAGUUUGCUUAUCCUCACGUCUGACACUGAGGAGUGCAUAGUCUUCAACUGAAAUGGCACUACAGUUAGUUCUCAUUGGAAACAAACAAGUGUAUUUCUGGAACCUGCUCGUCUAAAAUAGUCAAUGCCUUUGUAAAGACUCAGCAUAUUUAAUAUCUAUUGUAUGGUAGCUAGCUAUAUACAUAGAUUGACUAUUUUUAGUCCUGGUUUGUGUAUUGUUGAGCUAUAGUAGUUUGCUUUAUCCAUUUGUGGGAUUAAACAAUACUGUUUAAUGGUUGUAAACUUUUAUAAAAUCUCUUUGGGUUUUUUGUUUGACCCAAACAUAAUGUAAGUCUUAAUGACAAAAUACACAAAGUUAACCAGAGGUGAGUGAAAAUAUAGCCCUUCCCCAGUUUUGUCUGCCCCUAUAAUGCACGUGCAUUGCUUUGUAAUAUGCUCUCGCUAGCAUGAAUGUGCUAUGACUACUUCAUGAGGUUUUGUUUCACCUAUAAUUGUGAUGGAAAAUGCUGUAUUGCUGACAACAAUGAACUGUAACCACAGUUAUUUACUGCAUAAACUAUUUGUCUACUAACCA